UUCUUAAUUUAUAAAUUAAAUUAAGCUAGAACAAUUUAAAAAACUCCCAACCCAUCAAAUUUAUUAGUCCUUCACUCCCUAUCAUUUCGUUUUACCAAGUUCAUAUACUCAAAAAUUUUAUUCAUUACUACCCAAAUACUUGAGCAUUACAUACUAGUAUCUUCAUCAUCAUUAUCAAUAGUCAUUAGAAAAUGGUACCAAAAGUUCACGCAGGAAUGGAAGUGGACAUGGCUGGGAAUGAGGAUUCUGGAAAAAGUGUAGUAAAGGGAGAGAAAAUGAAGUAUUAUCUUGAGAAAGUGAAAAGGCUUCCUAAAUUGGUUUGGAAAACUAUGUGGAGAGUUGGGAAAGAAGAUCCAAGGAGAGUGAUUCAUGCCUUGAAAGUUGGUUUGUCACUAACACUGGUUUCGUUGUUGUAUUUGAUGGAGCCUUUGUUUGAAGGGAUUGGACAGAAUGCCAUUUGGGCUGUCAUGACCGUUGUUGUCGUUCUUGAGUUCACUGCGGGGGCAACUUUGUGCAAAGGACUAAACAGAGGAUUAGGAACUUUGAUAGCUGGAUCAUUGGCAUUCUUGGUGGAGUACAUAGCCACUGAAACCGGUCACGUUUUCCGAGCUGUUUUUAUCGGAACAGCUGUUUUUGUCAUUGGAGCAUUAUCAACUUAUUUAAGAUUCUUUCCCUACAUAAAGAAGAACUUUGAUUAUGGAGUUGUAAUAUUCAUGUUGACGUUUAAUCUGAUAACUGUGUCGAGUUACCGAGUCCACAAUGUGUUAAAAAUCGCUCAUGAACGAUUCUACACCAUUGCAAUCGGCUGUGGUAUUUGCCUACUUAUGAGUCUACUCGUUUUUCCAAACUGGUCCGGGGAAGACCUUCACAAUAACACCGUUUUCAAGCUUGAAUGCAUAGCCAAAUCCAUUGAAGCUUGUGUGGAUGAAUAUUUCAACGUUGCUGUACUUGAAGAAGAUGUUGACAAAUCAGCUGAAGAAGAUCUCGUAUACAAAGGUUUCAAGGCUGUUUUAGACUCCAAAUCUAUUGAUGAGACAAUGGCUUUACAUGCAAGUUGGGAGCCAAGGCACUCAAGACACUGUCACAGAUAUCCAUGGCAGCACUAUGUUAAAUUGGGAGGAGUUCUUCGCCAAUUUGGAUACACUGUCGUAGCUCUUCAUGGCUGUUUGCAAACUGAAAUUCAGUCAUAAACACAACGAAAUCAAAAAAGACAAGGAAAAGAAAGAAAGUGAUACGUAUGAAUUCAAUAUUCAUGUGGUUGAUGGUACUCCAAUUGAUUUUUGGGGCUAUUUACAAGAGGGAAGGGCCAAAAGGACAUAUAGAAAGCCACAUAAGAAACAGUCAGUUUGAUCAUUGGUAUGUUGUGUGGUUUUGGUCGAACAUUUCCAAGGUGGUGUAUGAAUCAGACUUGAAUAUAUUAUAGGCUGCUGCACUACCUCUUGUCUCUUGGUGCUACUUAAAAGAAAAUGAAAUGCUCCGUAUUCUUCCUAAAGUGAUCGAAUGAAUAGCUUUCAUCUUGAGCAAGUGUGAGGUGGACACUCCUUUUGGUCCAUUGUCAUUGGUAUUCUGGCGUUUAGUUGAUCAGAAGAAAAAUCAAGAGGAAGAAAAGAAAAGGGCUCAUCAUAUAAAAUGUAUUUAGAUAUGAAAGGCAACCAACAUGGUUGUUAAGUCUAGUCUAGUUAGGCUUAUAUGGUAUUAGUUUAGGAGAAAUGAAAUGUGGUCUAAGUAUGUAAAUCACAUAUAUAUGUUGUUACAUGCUAAUACUACUUAGUUGAAACAUUAUCAUAAACUUGUCUAUUUAGAAGUAAAAUAUAAUGGACACUGUAUUCGCUAAUAUAAUUUGUUUUUUUUAACACUAAACUAAGCUAGUCUCUUCAUGAAAACGAUACUGGUAUAUCAUAU
This is a messenger RNA of Humulus lupulus (European hop), 1902 nucleotides long. RefSeq names its product aluminum-activated malate transporter 12-like. Gene Ontology annotation, biological process: malate transport. Gene Ontology annotation, cellular component: plant-type vacuole membrane. The transcript is spliced from 6 exons. The coding region runs from base 192 to 1190 and encodes 332 amino acids. NCBI's taxonomy places the organism in Eukaryota, Viridiplantae, Streptophyta, Magnoliopsida, Rosales, Cannabaceae. The record is from RefSeq and is a predicted model, not a curated record.